UAAUAUAACAUUUGUGUUGAAACCCUAGCGCAAGACGCUUCGAAGUAAGACAGAACGUAACAAAAUUCCAAAUUUGUGGCUUUAAAUUUUCUAAAUGGCUUAUGGAAAGUACGAUAUUGUGUUAAUAGUGAUAGUGUUAGCUACCACAGUACUUGGACGCCCUGGUCAACUGAGAGAUGAAGUACAUGAAUUUUCCGAUUUUCAAAAUAACAUACCGAUUGAAUACGCUAAUAAUCCAGAAAUAAUACCUGCUGUUGAGAGCAUACAAGAUACCACUGGGCAACAUGAAUUCAUCUCUUGGUCUCAGUUGCAUCAAGAUGAGGUGUAUGCAUUCGCUGAAAUCUGUCGACAACAUUACAAUCAAAUGAUUGAACAAUACUCCGGCAAUCCUAGAUUAAACCGUUUGAGACCAUUGACCAAACCGCUUUACAAACUAUACAAUGGUUAUACUUGGAACGAUUAUUUUGGGAAUCAACUACAAUAUGUUAUUGACCAGGCAGAAAAAAUUUCCUAUCAAAUAAUCGCGAGUUUUGAACAGGGCAUGAAAACAGAGAUUGAUCAUAUGAAUGAAAACAUAUUCGUGGACUUUGCAGCAAUGGAACUCGAUAGGGUUCACACAGGUGAACAUCGAGUGCAAAUAAUCGAAGUUCAACCAACAAUAACUCAGCAACAUGAAUUUAGUACAUCUGGAGGAGAAAUGUUUUACAUAGAUGAACAACAGCAUCAGCAGCCAAUAUACACAGAAGUUGACUCAUAUCCAUUAAAGUCACAUAGGUAUGUGGACAACGAUAUGGGUCAUCAUAUGCAAUCAAUUCCAAAUGAUGAAACAGAUAGUUUGUUGUAUAUGAAGAAUUCAGAAAUAGCUCAAAAUUCUGACGAAAACAUCUUGGAUAAACAAAAUGAAAAUGAACAACGAAAUCAAGAUGUCGAAAUUCUGUUAAGUCUUCAAACAAAAUCGGGUGAAUCUUUACUACAAACGCAACACGCUCAAGUUGGAGUGUUGGAAUCUAUAAUACCUACGAUAUCGCAAAAGAAGAAUGACGAUUACGAAUUAAUCGAACAAACGCAACCUAUGAGCAAUACACCCAGCAGGCCCACUGCUAAAGCUAACAAUGUAAUGUCCUUGGUUCGCCAACGAACUGAGAGGAAACAAGAAGGCGUAAUGUCUUCAUCCAAUUAUACGCAGCUCAAGACUACAACAGAAUCAACUAUUUCAAAGACGACAUCGGAGAGCAAUGUUAUGUCGAUGCUGCCAAAUAAAAGACUUCCGAUCAAUUAUGCUGAACUACACGAUAUAGUACGUCAAACAUUGGACGAUCAUAUAAGGCAAUACGAAGAUAAUGAAGAAGGGGAAACUCAUUUCAUGGGAAUUACCAGCAAUAAAGAACAUUCCAGAUUGACGUAUGAUACGGCAAGCGGAGAACCCUCAGAAGCAUUCAAUUCAUCCGUCGAAGGAAUUGUACAAAACCAUGAAUCAAUCAGUGCUUUGACAGCUCGUGACAAACCAAUUACCUCGGACAAAGCGAUUGAAAGCCCACAAAGAAUGGAUUCAUCCACAAUUUCCUCGAAACCCAAUGUAUACUACUCAGCGCCUUUAGCACCGUUUCCAACUACUAUUCCAGAAGUACAAUACAUAUCGCAUGUUCCUCAGCGCACUGCAUUACCCGAAAUACCAGAACUGGAGAAUGAGAUGACAACUACAGAACUACAACAACAAAUCGCUGAUUAUGAGCAAUGGUUUGAUGAUAGUACCGUUUCGGAAAUUGAUGAUAAAAGUAUUCAUGAUACUGAACAACGGAAAAACAACUGGAACGAUCAAGUGUCACUUUCAGAACAACCUCAACAAUAUAGCGACAAUUGGCCAUUAAUUUACGAUCCAAGCAACCCCGAUAUAUUCGGUCAUAUCAAUACAACAUUCCACCCGUUCCAACCAUGUUCUCAGCAAGAUCCAUCGCUUCGUCCCGCAAGGAUGGCCACAGUCAAAUUGAAGACCAUGGAAUUCAGCAGUUCCUCGACUGGAGUGAUUUGAUGUCUACGGUUCAAGGGUGCCUGAUGUUUGCCGAACGAUUAGAGACCGAACGAGCGGACCAUAAUGUACGGGUCCGUCUACGCCAAGAAGACCAUUGCCACAAGCCACACCGGUUGCAUCAAUGUCGUUCAAGCUCGCAACUCCGUAUUCAACACCAUUGCAGAUCAUGUCAUCCACGCCAGCUUCGCCAAGCUUAGUCUGGGUCACACCAGAAUCGACAACAGAUCGUUGUCAGCAACAAGUUUUAUGUUACACACCUCUGCAACAAGUUUUAUGUUAUACAGAACCAACGGACCCGAAACAACUGUCUGCGAAUACCGUUGAAAGUGGAAAUCCGUUAUGUUGUGCUAAUUUUUAUUUUGACAUUAUUUAUUACAGAACCUUUUUUUAACCUCUUUUUAACGCAACAUAGCGUUACCCGCUCGCACUUGAACAACCAACGCGAGAUUUGCAUCCAACGCAUGGUGCCGAUAAAGCAGUUGUCCAAUUUUUUAGUAAUACAGAAUUCAGCAGAACUAAACCAUUGACGAAUCAGCAGUUUAUGAUUGCGGCAACAAAGCUCUCCUUAUCAGGGUUUCGUGUUUGUUUACAUAACUUGUAGAAAAAAAAUCAUUAUUUCCAAAUAGUAAAACGGAAUAAAC
Toxorhynchites rutilus septentrionalis is the source of this 2670-nucleotide messenger RNA. RefSeq lists its product as uncharacterized. Bases 95 to 2029 code for a protein of 644 amino acids. The record is from RefSeq and is a predicted model, not a curated record. Lineage: Eukaryota; Metazoa; Arthropoda; Insecta; Diptera; Culicidae. The transcript has 5 exons.